Messenger RNA from Closterium sp. Naga37s-1, 1539 nucleotides. The record is from the annotation of a GenBank genome assembly. Lineage: Eukaryota; Viridiplantae; Streptophyta; Zygnematophyceae; Desmidiales; Closteriaceae.
AUGACACAGAGGGUCUCACUUUGGUUGAGCAAGCGCCGCCGUCUUGACCUGAGCACGGCUCUUCUCUUCUCGCUCGUCCUUAUUUCAUCUCUCCACGCGGCGAUGGCCUUUCGCUUCUCCGCGGGGCUCCGCGCGGACAAGCUGCGCAAUAUGAUGCGUGGAUCAGCGCAAGGCUGGCGGUCGACCAGCCAGCACCAGCAGCAGCAACAGAGUGGCGGAGGAAUGGGCGGCGGAGGAAUGGGUGGCGGAGGAAUGGGCAGCGGCGGAAUGGGCGGCGGCGGAAUGGGCGGCGGCGGAAUGGGUGGCGGAGGGAUGGGCGGUGGAGGAAUGGGUGGCGGGGGAAUGGGCGGCGGCGGGAUGGGUGGCGGAGGGAUGGGCGGCCGAGGGAUGGGCGGCGGUGGAAUGGGCGGCGGCGGAAUGGGUGGCGGAGGGAUGAGCGGCGAUGGAAUGGGCAGCGGCGGAAUGGGCGGCGGCGGAAUGGGUGGCGGAGGGAUGGGCGGCGGUGGAAUGGGUGGCGGAGGGAUGGGCGGCGGUGGAAUGGGUAACGGCGGACAGGGCGGCGAAGGAAUGGGUGGCGGAGGAACCGGAGGCGGAAUGGGAGGGGGCAUGGGCGGACCUGGUUCCUCUGCUCCCAUAUCACAAUCAGCCAUGGGUCCUGGGGGGGGCAUGGGCGGAAGCAUGGGUGGCGGCAUAGGCGGUGGAGGAAUGGGCGGCGGAGGUAUGGGCGGCGGCGGAAUGGGCGGCGGAGGAAUGGUCGGCGCAGGAAUGGGCGGCGGAGGAAUGGGAGGGGGAGGCAUGGGCGGCGGCGGAAUGGGCGGCAGCGGCAUGGGUGGCGGCGGAAUGGGUGGCGGCAGCAUGGGUGGCGGCGGAAUGGGCGGUGGUGGAAUGGGCGGCGGAGAAAUGGGAGGGGGAGGCGUGGGUGGCGGCGGAAUGGUCGGUGCUGGAAUGGGCGGCGGCGGAAUGGGCAGCGGCGGCAUGAGUGGUGGCGGAAUGGGCGGGGGCGGAAUGGGCGGCGGCGGCAUGGGCGGAGGCGGAACGGGCGGGGGCAUGGGCGGACCUGGUUCCUCUGCUCCCGGAUCGCAAUCAGCCAUGGGUCCUGGGGGGAACAUGGGCAGCGGAGGAAUGAGGGGCGGCGGAAUGGGCGGCAGAGGCAUGGGCGGCGGAGGUAUGGGCGGCGGCGGAAUGGGCGGCGGAGGUACGGGCGGCGGAGGUACGGGCGGGUCAGGGUGGUUUGCUCCAGGGUCGCAGGCAGCACCCGGCCAGGGUGGACCUGGGAUGGGCGGAGGGAUGGGCGGGGGGAUGGGCGGAGGGAUGGGGGGAGGGAUGAGCGGAGGGAUGGGCGGAGGGAUGGGCAGAGGGAUGGGCGGAGUGACGGGUGGAGGGAUGGGGGGAGGGAUGGGAGGAGGGAUGGGCGGAGGGAUGGGCGGAGGGAUGGGCGGAGGGAUGGGCGGAGGGAUGGGCGGAGGGAUGGGCGGGCCUGGGGGCAGCAUGGAAGGUGAUGGCAUUCUCAGAGGCGCAUGGCCGCAGCAGCACUUCUAA